GGGGGGACUGAAGGCAUUUCCAUCUGCAGCAAGCUGGAGACCUCCGAGCAGACGGUGGUGUAGAAGAUGUUCGAGGACGUGAUAACUGUGCCUGCAUCAGCGGAUGGGAAGAUCAAGGCCAAGAAGCUCGCCAACCAGACGGUGCCGAAGGAGGGCAAGCUUUGCGAUCUUUGGUUGGCUUUCAAAGAGCACACCGAGCUGUACAUGGCUCACCACUCUAUCGCCAAGUGGCAAAGGCACUGCCACGGGCGUUGCUUGGAGACGUUUCAGGACGGUGACCUUGUCAUUGAGACCGACUUUGCCGAGAAGUAUACUCACCAAUCUUACAUCAGCGGCGCACGUGACGGAACAUGGAUCUUUGUAUCUGAGGACAUGGCACAUGACUGCGAUUUCCACCUGCACGGCUUGGUCAGGAUGGCGGACCACUACCUGCGUGGAGAUGGGAGCGAAGCAACAGCUGCCGCCCGGAAAGAAGGCAGGACGCCUCGGAUUCACAUCUUUACCGAUGGGUGCGGGAAGCAGUACAAGGGAAGGCGGAGUUUCCGCUUUUUGGCCGACAGCGUCCGGCAAAUUGGCUCCUUCAUCGACCACCACUUCGCGGCCACAUCUCACUUCAAAGGUUGCCAUGAUGGGAUCGGCGGAGUCGCAAAGAACGCCAUGAAGAGGAGGGAGAGAUUUGGCAAGCGAAUCAUGGUGGCGAACGGGGUGGUCAGCUUUUUGCGAAGCUUCUUUCGGGAGAAGGCAGGCAGCGAGGGGGAGGAGGGUAUGCGGAGGUACUUCGCGAAGUGGUCUCCGUACCGCAUGCGGAGGGUGCACGUCGAGAUUAUCGGUAAGAAGGAGGUCUAUCGGCCAAACUCGAUCCUGGAAGGCGUAGAGGGUACACGAGAGAUGUACCACUUUGCGGGAGCAAACACUCCCAAGUGGGAUGGGUCCACCUCAACCAAGGGACGCGAAGAUGACUGUAAGCUCGUGCUGAAGAGCGAGGGCCAGGGCCAGUUGUCGAGUCUAGAGACGAGCCGGUUGCGGGAAGUCAAGGUGUUGGGUGCAGUAGCGAGCAGAUAGAAGGGCCAGGGGGCUGGGUUGCAGGAUCCGAUAUCGGGGGAGGAAGACGUGACUUGCAGGAAGGUGAAACGGACCUACAGUCUCAGGACUCGUUUGGCGUCGUGCUUCUGCUCGGCGUGCCAGCGUUCUGAGUAUGAGCAGUGCUACGUUAGCAAGACGUACCCCCGUCUCGUUCCCGCAAUGGAGGAUGGUGUAGUGAAGGAAACGGUGAUCAUGGACACUGGAGUAGCGCCCGUAGACGAAGAUGCCUCCGAGGGGAUGAAGUUCCCGCGAUACAAGAAGGAAUGCAAAAAGAAGAGAAUAACUGGGACACAGUGGCAGGACGGCGACUCUGCUACUGCAUCAAAGAUUUGGGAAGAGCUUGGAAGGAAGGAAGAGCCCAGUAUUUUUGCCCGUGUCGGGAGGUGGGCUGGCAUUUAAGUGGC
Ectocarpus sp. CCAP 1310/34 is the source of this 1487-nucleotide messenger RNA. NCBI's taxonomy places the organism in Eukaryota, Phaeophyceae, Ectocarpales, Ectocarpaceae. The record is from the annotation of a GenBank genome assembly.